AUGUGGCUUGGUAUUGUAACGCUGGCGACGGUGUACAACCUCUGGUCAACUAUACUGCGCCAGGCGUUCGCGGAAGAAGUUCAAGUCGGCCGGGCCUUGGUGUGGAUCAUUAUAGAUGGGCUGGCUGAUUUCAUCUACGUGAUGGACAUUGUGGUUCAGUUCAGAACCAGUUACCUGGAAAAGGGUCUGGUUGUGAAGAAUUCACGCAAAAUUGCUCAACACUACGUGUGGACGAAAGCCUUCUUUCUGGACUUUUUGGCUCUAUUGCCGUUGGAUCUUAUACAGCUGUUCAUCGGUGUACAACCGCUGCUGCGGUUUCCUCGCUUCCUAAAGUGUGGGCGUGCUUGGGACUGGAAGGUGAUGGUUGAAAAUCGCACCUCCUACCCCAAUGCCUGGCGAGUGUUUACCCUGAUACAUAUCCUCUUCCUGGGUUGCCACUGGUUUGCUUCCUUCUACUAUCUCAUUUCUGAGUACGAUGGAUUUGAGGAGGAUUGGGGUUACCCCGCUCCAAACACCCCCGUGCUGAGGUCCCUGAGUAUGAAAUACCUGCAGUCCUUCUACUGGGCCACCCUGACACUGACAACCAUCGGUGAUAUUAAUGCCCCAUCACAGACAAAUCAUCGUUGUUAUGUCCUCAUGAAGGCUACGCUGAAAUGCUUUGAAUCACUGAAUCGAAAUCCCUCUCUGAAAGGCCAGCGGAUUUUCGUCUGGAGUUUGAAUGAGUUUAUUGGUCGUGUUGGCUUGUUUCAACUGCUCACGAAGUACUCCUUCCAGGAAAUGGUAAUUGAAUGGUUAAUCCCUAAAUGA
Dibothriocephalus latus is the source of this 807-nucleotide messenger RNA. Lineage: Eukaryota; Metazoa; Platyhelminthes; Cestoda; Diphyllobothriidea; Diphyllobothriidae. The record is from the annotation of a GenBank genome assembly.